Molecule: messenger RNA, 450 nt
Organism: Mesorhabditis belari
Lineage: Eukaryota; Metazoa; Nematoda; Chromadorea; Rhabditida; Rhabditidae
Source: the annotation of a GenBank genome assembly
AUGGAAAAUGCGCUGGAAACGAAAGGACGAACAAUUUGCUGGAAGACGUUUACAGGGACUCUAAGGAGAUUUGCAAGAAGGUCUUCGAAAAGCACCUCUUCGAUCCCGCAGAUCAAAGAGGAAUCUCAAAAUAGGCAAAUAUUCGCCCUGCGGGAGCUCUGGCGUUGGGGGGACACGACGGCGAGAAAUCAAGACGAAUCACUGGGCUACGUUCUACACAUGAUGAUUCAUAUUGCUGAGUCUCUUCCUCGUGACAUGCAAGGAAUCUUGGCGUGCUGCUCACCGGUACCGCACCCACUGAAAGAACAUUUGUUGCUUAUUCACAGGAUUAUUUUGGAGGCUCGAGAUCGCGGGCUUGAGGUGGUGGAAACGGCAAAAAAGGAUCACCACGAGGAGGAUCUUUUCCUCUACAUCGACUACUCCCAUGAGAGUGUUUAUGGGGCAGAUGAG